AUUAAGCGCUUACUGUGUGCUGGGACACCCGGAAAGGCAAAAACCAAACCUUCCCUACGCUCGAGGAGCUCAAUCUGAGAAGAAGGGGCGAAGAUGUUUCAUGGUGAUGAUAUGGCAUCUGCUAGCUCCAGCAGGGCAGGGGUGGGCCUGCCUUUCGAGAAGUCUCAGCUUACUUUGAAAGUGGUGUCAGCAAAGCCCAAGGUGCACAGUCGCCAGCCUCGCAUUAACUCCUUUGUGGAGGUGGCAGUGGAUGGGCUCCCCAGCGAGACGAAGAAGACUGGGAAACGGAUUGGGAGUUCUGAGCUUCUCUGGAAUGAAAUCAUCGUCUUGAAUGUCACAGCACAGAGCCACUUAGAUCUGAAGGUCUGGAGCUGUCAUACCCUGAGAAAUGAGUUGCUGGGCACUGCUUCUGUCAAUCUCUCCAGCGUGCUGAAGAACAACGGGGGUAAAAUGGAGAACACACAGCUGACCCUGAACCUGCAGACAGAGAACAAAGGCAGCGUUGUCUCAGGCGGAGAGCUGACAAUUUUCCUGGACGGGCCAACUGUUGAUCUGGGAAGUGUGCCUAAUGGCAGUGCCGUGACAGACGGAGCACAGCUACCUGGGAGAGAGCCCAGUGGGACAGCUCCUGCGACCGAGGCCCGGCACCAGCCGCCCAGCACAAACUGCUUUGGAGGUAGAUCCAGGACACACAGACAUACUGUUGGACCAACCAGAGCCACGGCAAAUGUUGAACAGAGCCCUAAUAGCAGGAAUCGGCACCGGCAACCGGCCAAGAGUCAGAACCAUAGUGGCUUGGCUAAUGGAACAAUGAGUGGAGAAUCUGCAGCAGCCACUGAUCCUGAAGAGCACCCCGUGGUUGGUGUGACUUCCCCCCCUGCUGCAGUGUCAAGUGUGACCCCGAACCCCGGGACUACUUCUGUCCCGGCCUCGGCAGAACCUAGGGAAGGACAGGAGCCGGGUUCUAGCGUCAGUGCCCAGCAGUCCCUUGUAGCAGCACAGGCUUCGGAAACACUGCCUCCUGGGUGGGAGCAACGAGAGCUGCCCAACGGGAGGGUCUAUUAUGUUGAUCACAAUACGAAAACGACUACUUGGGAAAGGCCUCUUCCCCCAGGCUGGGAAAAGCGUGUGGACCCCCGAGGAAGAUAUUACUAUGUGGACCACAACACCAGGACCACUACCUGGCAGCGUCCAACAGCAGAGUACGUGAGGAACUAUGAACAGUGGCAGUCUCAAAGGAAUCAGCUGCAGGGGGCCAUGCAGCAGUUCAGCCAAAGAUUCCUCUACCAGUCUUCUGGUGCCUCAUCUGACCAUGAUCCACUCGGCCCUCUUCCUCCUGGCUGGGAAAAGAGACAGGACAAUGGACGGGUGUAUUAUGUCAAUCACAACACCCGCACCACCCAGUGGGAGGACCCUCGUACCCAAGGGAUGAUCCAGGAGCCUGCCCUGCCCCCAGGCUGGGAAAUGAAAUACACCAGUGAGGGGGUGCGCUAUUUUGUGGACCACAACACACGCACCACGACUUUUAAGGACCCACGUCCCGGAUUUGAAUCAGGAAACAAGCAAGGCGGUUCUCCUGGAGCCUAUGAUCGAAGCUUUCGCUGGAAGUAUCACCAGUUCCGUUUUCUCUGCCAUUCAAAUGCCCUACCCAGCCACGUGAAGAUCAGUGUGUCCAGGCAGACGCUUUUUGAGGAUUCUUUCCAGCAGAUCAUGAACAUGAAGCCAUACGACCUCCGUCGCCGGCUGUACAUCAUCAUGCGUGGUGAGGAGGGCCUGGACUAUGGUGGUAUUGCCAGAGAGUGGUUCUUCCUCCUGUCUCACGAGGUGCUCAACCCCAUGUAUUGUUUGUUUGAAUAUGCCGGGAAGAACAAUUACUGUCUGCAGAUCAACCCGGCCUCCUCCAUCAACCCAGACCACCUCACCUACUUCCGCUUCAUCGGCAGGUUUAUAGCAAUGGCACUCUAUCAUGGAAAGUUCAUUGACACUGGCUUCACCCUCCCCUUCUACAAGCGGAUGCUAAACAAGAGACCAACGCUAAAGGACCUCGAGUCCAUCGAUCCCGAAUUCUACAACUCCAUUGUCUGGAUCAAAGAAAACAACCUGGAGGAGUGUGGGCUGGAGCUGUACUUCAUCCAGGACAUGGAGAUCCUGGGCAAGGUGACAACCCACGAAUUGAAGGAAGGCGGCGAGAGCAUCCGUGUCACGGAGGAGAACAAAGAAGAAUACAUCAUGCUGCUGACAGAUUGGAGAUUUACCCGAGGUGUGGAAGAGCAGACCAGAGCUUUCCUGGAUGGCUUCAAUGAAGUGGCUCCAUUGGAAUGGCUCCGCUAUUUUGAUGAGAAGGAACUCGAGUUGAUGCUGUGCGGCAUGCAGGAGAUUGAUAUGGCUGACUGGCAGAAGAACACCAUCUACCGUCACUAUACCAAGAACAGCAGACCCAUCCAGUGGUUUUGGCAGGUGGUGAAGGAGAUGGACAAUGAGAAAAGGAUCCGCCUGCUGCAGUUUGUCACCGGCACCUGCCGCCUGCCUGUGGGAGGAUUUGCCGAACUCAUCGGCAGUAACGGACCCCAGAAGUUCUGCAUCGACAAGGUUGGCAAGGAAACCUGGCUGCCUCGGAGCCACACCUGCUUCAACCGUCUGGAUCUUCCCCCCUACAAGAGCUAUGAGCAGCUGAAGGAGAAGCUGCUGUAUGCCAUUGAGGAGACAGAGGGUUUUGGGCAGGAGUGAUGAAGAGUAGCCUCUCUCGAGUUCCCUGUCAUGCCAUGCUGGGCAGUCACUGAGUCCUGUCUUUGUGGCAGCAGGACAAUGGACUCUCAGGAGGUCCCCACAGUGUGGUGGGGGUCUCUAAGUCUCCUCGCAUUGGCAGAUUUUCCCCAGGCCCUACUGCCCACGGGCUCCUGCCCCCACUCUUGGCAGCCAGCUGGUGGGAGACUGGAAUGGAGCCUGGGAUUACCCAUCACCCCUCUUCUCACAGUGUGUGAGAGUGUGUGUGUGUGUGUGUGUGUGUGUGUGUGUGUGUGUGUGUCCUGUAUCAGAGACCAGAGGGCCAGAAUCUCCUCAGUGAAGGUGUUCCCACCUUCCCCAGUGCUGGAGAAUCACAUUUGUGAGUUGGGGGGAAGGAACCCCUAUUCUCAUUGGACCAAGCAAAUGCCCAGAAGAAGGGGUGAUGAGAGAUACAGGUUAGAUGAGCUUCUUGGGGGAGGUUUCCCUUGCCUUUCCCAAUAGGAGACAUUUUGGUGUUUUGAAAUAGAAGUUUAAAAUUUUUUUAGUGAUUCAUUUAAAUUGAAUGUGAGAGUGAGGGAUUUGGGGUGCAGCCUGAGGGCCAGGCUGAGCCCAGCGGGGGCUCAGCACUACAGGCCCCUGGGGUGGAGGAGGGGCUGAGGCCAUGGCAGUGGUCACUCCUGAUUAGCAGAUCAUGGGUUUUUGUUUAUUCCUUUUUGUGUGAUGCUGCUGUCGUUCCAUGGAGCCCGAGCUCUGGGUUGGGCUGGGACUUUUGGGGAACCAGGCCCCAAGGGCUCGAGUUCUCCCCUCCUCCCUCUCAGGGACACAGUCCAAGGUCUUCUAAGCUUAGGUCUAGCCUUCAGAGGACUGCAUAGGCUUGUGAGGGCCAUUUUCCUAAAGACAGGGGCUCUGUGCAGAAACGAGUUCUCUGAAAGCUCCCCUGGAGCAGGGCCCAGCUUGGCAGGAGAGUUGGCCACCGGCUAAUUCAGCCUCCUCCACCCAGGGGCCUUGUGUCUCUGCCAGAGCAGGGGAUUUGGUGGGUGAACCCUGACUUACAGGCUCCUGGUUCCCUUUUCCUGCCCCAGAGAGGCCCUCUUCAGUGUACCCCAUCAUCUCCUGUUGUGGAGCGAGACAGGAAGGGUCAGCGUUGGGCAGCCUUCUUUCUGCACCUGCUGAAUAGAAUUCCAUCAGUCUGCUAGAAAGGAAGGCAGGAAGCGGCACCUUUCACCCCCAGUGUCUGGGCCCCCAUGUUUGCCUUUCCCCCUUUGCCUUCUAGAUUCCAGCAGGUGUGCUUUACUCAAGGAGUCCCCCAAUGCCUCCUCCAUCUCCUCCUUGCCUGACCCGACCUGUGCCAUAGGGUUCUAGCUUUAAAUAGGAUUCUUGGGCAGCUGCUUCCUGGCUGGUUCCACUUCAUGGGGGCCUGAGCCUGGCAGCUCCACGUUGAUGUGUGUCGUGUCCUCCUUGGAAUGAUGGCCAGCUUGGGGUGGGGAAACCAGCCCUUGUUUCCUCACUUGUUUGCUGGGUUGUACUGCGACCCGUUUGAUCAUGCAGGCUGCAGCUGCUGGGGCUUCCUGCCUUGGCCGAGAGCUGUCAGUACUAGGUUGUGUGUGUGUGUGUGUGUGUGUGUGUGUGUGUGUGUGUGUCUGUGUGUGUGUCUGUGUGUGUGUCUGUGUGUGUGUCUGUGUGUGUGUUCGCUCGUAUGCGUGUACAUAUGUGUAUAUAAAUGAAGCGUCUGUAAAAAAAACUACUUCUGUAGCAGCAGGCUGGUCACCAGCUCAUUUUGUAAUAUCCCUUCUGCCUCAAUGCUGAUCUCUUGUGCAAUAAACAAUCAGCAGCUGCAGGAG
Messenger RNA from Vombatus ursinus (common wombat), 4565 nucleotides. RefSeq names its product WW domain containing E3 ubiquitin protein ligase 2 (gene WWP2). NCBI's taxonomy places the organism in Eukaryota, Metazoa, Chordata, Mammalia, Diprotodontia, Vombatidae. The record is from RefSeq and is a predicted model, not a curated record. The transcript has 24 exons. Gene Ontology annotation, molecular function: protein binding; ubiquitin protein ligase activity. Gene Ontology annotation, biological process: ubiquitin-dependent protein catabolic process; regulation of monoatomic ion transmembrane transport; protein K63-linked ubiquitination. Bases 94 to 2727 code for a protein of 877 amino acids.